Gigantopelta aegis is the source of this 4875-nucleotide messenger RNA. Its product is annotated as RNA helicase Mov10l1-like. Lineage: Eukaryota; Metazoa; Mollusca; Gastropoda; Neomphalida; Peltospiridae. Bases 139 to 3876 code for a protein of 1245 amino acids. The transcript has 19 exons. The record is from RefSeq and is a predicted model, not a curated record. Gene Ontology annotation, molecular function: helicase activity.
CAACGUUGGGACAGUGAACAUUUUAGGGAAAAGUUUGAACAGUGCAUGAUGUCCAUGGGUGCAAUCUUGGUUGAGUACCAAGAUGAUAACUGAUAACUGUACAGACCAGUGUCAUUUGAUUUCUUGACUGAGAGAAACAUGUUUUCUGUGUUGAGUCGGCUAAUUGGUCAUCUGUUACAAAGUCAGGACAAUGAUGACGAUGACAGAGAGAGCCCAAGUCUUGAAGCCAGUGGUAAUCAGUUGCCAUGGUUACUCGAUAUUGACAGCACGGACACUGGCAGCUGUAAGACCCGUUGUUUUGAGGGCACUGUCACCCACGUUUUCAGCGGGCAGGGUCUGAUCGACGGAGAAAUAUAUUUUAGCUUCAGUGCUCUGUCUGCAGGCAAAAGCGAGCCCAAAGUUGGUGAUGUUGUUUACAUUGUUGCUAAGCAGCAGCACGAGAAUGGUGGUUGGCAUGCAGAAUCGGUGACGAUAACCUCAAAAGGGUGGGAAGACGAGGAGGAUUCUAGCGCCGAUGAGAAGAAAACUGCUUUUAUUGGAAAAGUCACGCACGUUGGAGAGGAAACUGGAUUGAUCAACCACAACAUCGAAUUCGACGUUGAUGACUGCCUCAACGGAUACACACCUCACAGAGGUGACUGGGUGACAGCUCGGUUCGAGGGGGACUUACAAGAAGAAGAAACUGGAAACAAUGGAGGAGGAGAAGAUGAUGAUAAUAAGAGGUACGCUGUGGAUGUUGAACCACUGCGAUCGUGGACCUUCGAGGGAGUGAUCUCAGCGGCGAUGGAGGACCACGGGUAUAUCGACGGAGAAGUCUACUACGAACAGUCGGCAUGUUUGAACGGGUACCGGCCGAGCAAGCGAAACUUCGUCAAAGUGACAGCCAUUGAAAGUCAUCAGGGCAAAUUGUCCUGGAGAGCUGUCAGUAUAGUACCACUGUCCACUAACAGAGUGCCUAACUAUGGUCAGUCGAAAACAUUGCAGUAUCAGCAGGGCAGUGGUUGGCUUAUACCAGGACAGAAACCCAAAAUGUUUGCCGCUAAAGUGAAAUUACCACAGCAUUUACCCCAGUACCCUGUCAGCAGCCAUCUGAGGAACUGUGUUUUGGACCAAGAGGAGCUAACACAGAUAGCACCCUACCUGGCAGAGAAUCUUUGCUUGGCUAACUACAUCCAGCGUUUCUCCACAUUGCUACAUCUUGAAGAAAUCCAACAAGACAUCAACAUCCAGGAAUUUGAUAUGAACCGGGUGUGUCUGAGACCGUGCGGUCAAUACUUGGCCCUGCUUGUUCCGGGUCUGGCCGAGGGUCGACCGUCCGUCAUGAUGGGUGACAAAAUUCUUCUCUCAUGUCCAGUUGACCCGGGCGGUCCCAGAUACGAGGGGUUCGUUCAUGAGGUGACUACCAAUGAGGUGCUGCUCAAGUUUAACGCUGACUUUCACUCUCGCUACAAUGGAGAGGACUACAAUGUACAGUUUACAUCGACCAGGACUCCUCUUCGAAGAUGUCAUCAGGCUGUCAGACUAGCUGUUCAACACUUAAAAGAUACUGUUUUAUUUCCAUUAUCACUGAAUAUUAAACCACCUCAGUUAGAGCUGAAGCCAGCAAGUGGUGGUAUGAAUGUUGUCAAACUUCCAAAUUACAAAACAGCAACACAAAAGCAAAACAAAAAGCUCUCUGCUAGUUGUGGCCAGACUAAUGAUUCGAGUGAUAGAAACUCGUCAGAUUCACAGAGCAGUGAGGCCGUCUCGGGUCAGACGUCUGGGAGUCGAUACAUCUCGGGGGUCAACACCUGGGUUCAGGAUCGCAUUCCAUUUAUCAAUCAGUGUCUGAACGAUCGACAGAAAAUGGCCGUCAUAAAGAUUCUUCUGGGACAGAGUCGACCUCUGCCAUAUGUGAUCUUUGGUCCACCAGGAACAGGUAAAACAAUAACAGUGGUGGAGUCUAUUUUACAAGUGUUCACACAGUUGCCUUCUAGUCGUAUUCUUGCAAGCACACCCUCGAACAGUGCUGCCGAUUUACUGGCUGAGAGGCUGGUUCAGAGUGGAUUAGUGAAGACAUCCGAUAUGGUUCGACUCAACGCCUUUCAGAGAUCCGGAGAGAGUAUUCCUGAAAGUGUUGAAUGUUAUUGCUGUGAUGGCACCGACCUGGCACUGACGUCGAAAUACCGCAUUGUGGUUUGUACGUGUGUCACUGCUGGAUCCUUUUUGGCUCUCGGGUUGACUGCGGGAUACUUCACACACGUCUUUGUGGACGAGUGUGGUCAAGCUACGGAGCCAGAGUGUCUGAUUCCACUGGGUUUGGUUGCUGGUGCCGAUGGUCAGAUCAUUCUUGCUGGAGACCCGCGCCAGCUGGGACCAGUGUUGAUGUCGACAUAUGCCAAGAUGUAUGGUUUAGAUCUGUCGUUUCUGGAGCGCAUCAUGACUUGUCCGCCGUACACGAGAAACCCUUCUGCUUUUGCUGACAAUGGUGGAUUUGAUUCAUUAGUGGUUACGAUGUUAGCGGACAACUACCGAUCCCAUCCGGCCAUUCUGGCUCUGCCGUCGAAGCUCUUCUAUUACAGCGAGCUGAAGGAGUGUGCCGACCCCAGUCUCACUCACAGAUUCUGUGGCUGGCAUAAAUUGCCCAGAAAAGACUUCCCCAUCAUUUUCCAUGGAGUAAAGGGUGAAGAUGUCCGAGAUGGUGGAAGUCCAUCGUGGUAUAAUCCAAUGGAAACCGUUCUGGUCGUCCAGUACCUCCAGGCCCUGUUAGAACACGGACCGUUUCACCUAGAUACAGACAACAUUGGCAUCAUAACCCCAUACAGAAAACAGGUUGAGAAAAUACGCCUUCUGAUUGACAAGCUCAAUGUACCAAGGGUCAAGGUCGGGUCGGUGGAGGAAUUUCAAGGACAAGAACGUCUCGUUAUCAUCAUUUCUACAGUUCGCUCGUCCCCCAAGCUGAUGGGGUUCGACCUGCGUCACACUCUGGGUUUCCUCUCCAAUGCCAAGCGCUUCAACGUGUCCAUCACACGAGCUCAGGCUCUUCUGCUCGUUAUUGGAGAUCCACACACACUGGCUCAGGAUACAUACUGGAUGGAAUUGAUAAAAUACUGUGCUGACAAUGGUGCCUACGUAGGCUGCGAUUUACCCACAUUGGAAAAAGAAAAGAGUGAGGAGGACUGCAAGAACAGUACAGAACAGGACGCUUCAUGUAGACAAACUGAUGACGAAAAGUCAAAUAUGGUGAAAAACAAGCAUCCCCAUGUCUCCGAUGCUAGUGAAAAUAUGAACCACCUGUCGAAUCCUGGUGAUGCUGGGAAUACAGAAAACGAUGAAAAGCAGAACACAGCAAAAGAUCAUCAUACAACUGUACUAAAUACUGGUGAAAAUAUGAACAGCUUGUCAAGUCCUGGUUAUGUUGGGAAUACAGAAAGUGAUGAAAAGCAGAACACAGCAGAAGAUCAUCAUACAGCUGUACUAAACACUGGUGAAAAUAUGAACAGCUUGUUAAAUUCUGUGCCCAAUACUGGUGGUAAUACAGACAGCUUGUUGUGUUCUGGAGACCACGUGAAUACAGAAAAUUAUAACACUUUACACACUUCAGCCACUGAGCAUGGGAAUGGCGCAGGAAUAGAAGGUUUGGAUCUCUUAAAUAACGACGUUUUAAAUAAAAUCCGACAAGCCAGUGUUCUAGAAGCCAAGCUGAGAGGCGAGAGUUUCAGUGUGACGAAUUCAGGUGAUGGCAGCAUGGGGGUUGUGUCAAAGGUUGAAUUGGAAGAUAUUUUGUCGCUUGGUUCGCUGAAUGGUGGAAGUCGUCGGGUACCGAGUGACGCAGUGUGGUGUUCAGACAUUGAACAUGUUUUACAGAAUGGCAGCAAUAGUUUUGAAAGUACUUGAGAUGCAAGAUAUGAUAAUGAGUGUACACAAACAUGCAUGCACAUAUGCAUAGACACAGACACAGACACACAUGAUCGAACAUGCACACACACAGACACAUAUAUACAUACACAGACAGAUAAAAAUACAGACACAUACACACAAAAUGGAAUAUGCACAUGGACUCAAACACACACACCACACAAAUAUGUGUAUCUCGCACACACGCACACCAUAUUUACCUAAGUGCACAUUGCAUCAUACACACAUGCAUACACACACACACACACACACACACACACACACACACACACAAACAUGCACAUACACACACACACAUGAACAUGCACGCACAAACACACGCACUCACAGCUCUUAGCAAACCAGCUAGUAGGAGAAGAAAAACUAUUGUCUGUGAUUAUUUGACUUUCUAAUAUUUACAUGAUUGUAUUAAUGAGCCAGUGUAAAUAAGGAAGUGGGCGUAUACAUCGGUGAUACAGCUUCUGAUCACAGUGCUAAGGGUUGAAGGAUCUAUUCACUUCAAUAGACUCAUGACAUUCUAAACGGUGCUCCACAGCUUGUACAUGUCCAUCAAUAGCCGUGCUGUGCAGAGCACAAUAGUCACACGAACCAUCCUGUUUGUGUGCUGGUUACGCAACUUCUGAUUGACAUGAACCAUCAGUUGGUUUACCGGUGAAUUAUUAUGUUCUGAAAUUUAAAGUUUGGUUUGUUUAACGACACUGCUAGAUACAUAAUUCAUUAAUCAUUGGCUGUUUAUCAAAAUUAAGUUUUCCACCCAAUAGCCAAUGUAUUUUUUCGUGCUGGGAAUUCGUUAAACAUCGAUUCUAUUUCUAAAAUUAAGAGCCACAAACUUAUUAGAAUCACCAUAUUUUAUUCAUGCAAUCCAGGGGCGGGACGUAGGCCAGUGGUACAGCGCUGAUCCCCAUCGGUGGGCCCAUUGGGUUACCUGCAUUUCUCGUUCCAGCCAGUGCGCCACGACUGGUAUAUCAAAGGCUGUGG